CACUCAGUGACGGAUUAGUAUAUGCACAGCACUCUCUCAACACAAUACCAUCUUUGGUCACUUUGACAUGUUGCCACUCUAACCAAACACCACAAUCUAUCAUACACAGCUGUAACGAUGAAUCGAACCAGGCAACGCCCUGAACCACAAGAAAGUGGAUCUCGAACAAUCACACUUCAGGAGACCGGUUCAGAAAAUAGCGCAACUCCCUCUGUUCCAGAUGCAACACCUGUAGGAGUUUUGCAGCUUCGAGCAACGGGUAAUACGUCAAGGAGGGUGGUUUGGAGCGAAGAAACGAUAGACAAUGAAGGUAUGGGAAAGAAGAAGAGCAAAAUUUGCUGUAUUUAUCACAAACCGAAAGCGUUUGACGAAUCUUCCGAUGAAUCAUCAGGUUCCGAUUCCGAUUCGCAAAGUUCAGAUGAAGAAGGAAGCGAAAGCAGUUCUUCCAACAGUAGUGAAGUGAAUGCAUCGAAAAGUUUGAGAGAGAAGAAAGGCAAAGAAAAGGCAGAUCAGGCCCUUUGCGAUGAUGACGGCUGCAAUGGAAAUCAUCACAAACGAGGCAAGGGAAAAACGAAAAAGACAACCAAUAGUCGAUCCGCACGGACAGUGACAAUCACUGAAUCGCCGAAAGAUACAGCUUCGCAAGAUGAAGAUCACGAAUCAACGCAUAGGACGUUCAAACCGAACGCAUAUGAAAAAGGAUCGUAUAAUGUACACUAGCUGACCUCUCACCUAUCUUGUAUCAUAAAUAUAUCAAUACACACAUUAACAAAUACAUUUAUACAAGUGACUUUCGAGCGAUACGUAAAUGAAAUUCAUAGAUCACUCACCUUUACAGAAUCCUGUUUUUCUAGCACAAGAGAGAUACUGAUCAUGACAAGAGUAAAAGAGAGAAGACUGUCAGCUUUCGUUGUUCAACUAUGAAAUGACUUAAAGCAUAUCAGUGGUAUCAUUGUGUUUGGCUAUAGAUAUUGGUCGAUCAUCAAAAUGAGUCCAGUUUGGGGCGACACG
This is a messenger RNA of Meira miltonrushii, 1011 nucleotides long. RefSeq lists its product as uncharacterized. Gene Ontology annotation, molecular function: protein serine/threonine phosphatase inhibitor activity; protein phosphatase 1 binding. Gene Ontology annotation, cellular component: nucleus. The transcript has a single exon. The coding region runs from base 118 to 720 and encodes 200 amino acids. NCBI's taxonomy places the organism in Eukaryota, Fungi, Basidiomycota, Exobasidiomycetes, Exobasidiales, Brachybasidiaceae. The record is from RefSeq and is a predicted model, not a curated record.